Glycine soja is the source of this 924-nucleotide messenger RNA. RefSeq names its product probable glutathione S-transferase. The transcript has 2 exons. Bases 73 to 759 code for a protein of 228 amino acids. Gene Ontology annotation, cellular component: cytoplasm. Gene Ontology annotation, molecular function: glutathione transferase activity. NCBI's taxonomy places the organism in Eukaryota, Viridiplantae, Streptophyta, Magnoliopsida, Fabales, Fabaceae. The record is from RefSeq and is a predicted model, not a curated record. Gene Ontology annotation, biological process: glutathione metabolic process.
GUAACAAACCAACACAUAAAUUUAGAAAAAGAAACGCAUCGAGAGAAGGAAGUGAAGCCCUGAAAGAAGAAGAUGGGAAGCGAAGAUGUGAAGCUGUUGAACUUUUGGGUGAGUCCAUUUGGUAAAAGGGUUGAGUGGGCUUUGAAACUAAAGGGUGUGGAGUACGAGUACAUUGAAGAAGAUAUCUUUAACAAGAGCAAUCUCCUUCUGGAGUUGAAUCCGGUUCACAAGAAGGUUCCGGUUCUUGUUCAUGCCCAGAAACCCAUCGCUGAGUCAUUCAUCAUCCUUGAAUACAUUGAUGAAACAUGGAAGAAGUAUCCAUUGUUACCUCACAAUCCUUAUCAAAGAGCACUUGCUCGAUUUUGGGCAACCUGUGUUGAACAAAAGCUUGGGAAGGCUGGAUGGGUAGCAAUGUCUACCAGCGGCGAUGAACAAGAAGAGGCUAUGAAAGAAGCCAAAGAAAUGAUGGAGAAAAUAGAAGAAGAGAUUAAGGGAAAGAAUUUUUUUGGAGGAGACAAUAUUGGGUACCUUGAUAUUGCAAUUGGAUGGAUUGCUUACUUGGUUCCUGUUUGGGAGGAAGUUGGAUCAAUGCAGAUAAUAGACCCAUUGAAAUUUCCAGCCACCUUUGCAUGGAUGACCAAUUUUCUCAGCCACCCUGUGAUCAAGGACAGCUUGCCCCCAAGAGAUAAGAUGCUUGUUUACUACCACAAUCGCAAGAACAACUUGCCUUCCGUCUUUCGUAACUUGGUCAAGGAUUAGAUUUGUUCCUCCAUGUGUGUGUGGACUCAAAUUUAGUAAAGUUUCCCUUUUGUCACAUAGAUGUCUUUAACAAAUUAUGAAUUUAUUUUAACUUUUGUGAUACUUUUCAUCAACGAUUAAGGAUUUGAACUCUGAGAUAAGCCUGAAAUCAUUGCAUUCGACGAA